AUGUUAUUUGGCUUACCACAAGUUAGUAUAGACACAAUCAGAAAUGAAUUUAGAGAUGCCUUUAAUAUAGAACUGAUCAGCAUUAAAGAAAUUAUAACCACACGAUCAAGUCAAGACGACGCUUUAUACAUGUUGGAGUUUAGCCGAGAUCAGAUUACAAAACGAGAAGUGUUAAAAAUUAAAUACGUAUAUGGUAUUGUUGUUCACUGGAGAAAUCCCCAACGACGUCCAAGAGGUCCCACACAAUGCUCUAAAUGUGCAAUGUAUGGUCAUGGAUCUGCUAAUUGCUUCAGAACAAUAGCGUGCUUAGGUUGUGGCGGUGCACAUGAUUACUCAAACUGUCAACUCAACAAAACACCAACAGAUGGUCCAGUUAUUUAUAAAUGUUUCAAUUGUAUUAAAAGAAAGUUGAAAAACAUUAAUCAUCGUGCAGAUGAUCCUCAUUGUCCAUCACGAAAGGAAUAUCUCGAGAUUCGGCAAAAAGUUACUAAUAAGCGGCGUCCAGUAAGACCAAGGCGUUAUAGCGAUAUUGAAAUUUAUUCAUCAGAAGAUGAGCAGUAUGAGGCAAGAGGCAACGAUGUACCAACAACAUCCCAAAGAAUGUCAGGUAAAAGUGAAAAUAAAGUUUCAUAUGCUUCAGUAGCAAACACAAAACAUAGAACACAACAAAGUGAUAAUAUGUCGAAUGAACAAAUAUUAGAUAUAUAUUUCGAAGCCUUAGACGCUUUAGAAAAAUGCAAAAACAAGUACGAUAAAAUGAGGGUGCUUGGCAAUAUGCUUAGAUAUGUUAUAUAA
Calliphora vicina (urban bluebottle blowfly) is the source of this 795-nucleotide messenger RNA. RefSeq lists its product as uncharacterized. The record is from RefSeq and is a predicted model, not a curated record. Lineage: Eukaryota; Metazoa; Arthropoda; Insecta; Diptera; Calliphoridae. Bases 1 to 795 code for a protein of 264 amino acids. The transcript has a single exon.